This is a messenger RNA of Puma concolor (puma), 1356 nucleotides long. The record is from RefSeq and is a predicted model, not a curated record. Lineage: Eukaryota; Metazoa; Chordata; Mammalia; Carnivora; Felidae.
AUGGGCACACUGUAUUUUGGGGAGAGGGCUAGCGCAGACUUGCACUUGGCCGCAGAGCUGGGGAAGACCCUGCUGGAGAGGAACAAGGAGCUGGAGGAGUCUCUGCAGCAGAUGUAUGCCACCAAUGAGGAGCAAGUGCAGGAGAUCGAGUACCUAACCAAGCAGCUGGACACGCUGCGGCACAUGAAUGAGCAGCAUGCCAAAGUGUACGAACAGCUGGACCUGACAGCCCGCGACCUGGAGCUGACCAACCAGAAGCUGGUGCUGGAGAGUAAGGCUGCCCAGCAGAAGAUCCAUGGGCUGACGGAGACCAUCGAGCGCCUGCAGGCCCAGGUGGAGGAACUGCAGGCCCAGGUGGAGCAGCUGCGGGGCCUGGAGCAGCUGCGAGUGCGCCGGGAGAAGCGGGAACGCAGGCGCACCAUCCACACCUUCCCCUGUCUCAAGGAGCUGUGCACCAGUCCCCGGUGCGAGGAUGCCUUCCGCCUGCACAGUUCCUCGUUGGAGCUGGGCCCGCGGCCCCUGGAGCAGGAGAACGAGCGGCUGCAGACGUUGGUGGGUGUGCUGCGUUCCCAGGUGGGCCAGGAGCGGCAGCGCAAGGAGCGGGCGGAGCGUGAGUACGCGGCGGUGCUGCAGGAGUACGCGGAGCUGGAGCGGCAGCUGUGCGAGAUGGAGGGCUGCCGCCUCCGCGUGCAGGAGCUGGAGGCCGAGCUGCUGGAGCUGCAGCAGAUGAAGCAGGCGAAGACCUACCUGCUGGGCCGGGAGGACCACCUGGCCGAGGCCCUGCUCGCGCCCCUCACCCAGGCCCCGGAGGCCGAUGACCCCCAGCCCGGCAGCGGGGACGACUCGGCCGCCCAGGACGGCGUCUCCUCUCCGGCCGCCUCCCCGGGCCAUGCCGUCCGCAAGAGCUGCAGCGACACGGCGCUCAACGCCAUCGUGGCCAAAGACCCAGCCAGCCGGCACGCGGGCAACCUGACGCUGCACGCCAACAGCGUCCGCAAGAGGGGCAUGUCCAUCCUGCGGGAAGUGGACGAGCAGUACCACGCGCUGCUCGAGAAGUACGAGGAGCUGCUGAGCAAGUGCCGGCAGCACGGCGCCGGGGUGCGGCAUGCUGGCGUGCAGACCUCGCGGCCCAUCUCCCGCGACAGCUCGUGGAGAGACCUUCGCGGGGGCGAGGAGGGCCAGGGGGAGGCCAGGGUGGGCGAGAAGAGCCUGAGCCAGCACGUGGAGGCUGUGGACAAGCGGCUGGAGCAGAGCCAGCCCGAGUACAAGGCGCUCUUCAAAGAGAUCUUCUCCAGAAUCCAGAAGACCAAGGCCGACAUCAAUGCCACCAAAGUGAAGACGCACAGCAGCAAGUGA